Molecule: messenger RNA, 450 nt
Organism: Gamsiella multidivaricata
Lineage: Eukaryota; Fungi; Mortierellomycota; Mortierellomycetes; Mortierellales; Mortierellaceae
Exons: 2
Coding region: 1-450 (149 amino acids)
Source: RefSeq, a predicted model, not a curated record
AUGGAAUCAAAAAUAGCCGCUGCGUCCACAAAAAUAGUCGCUGCAUCCUCGAAGAUCGUUGCAAUCGCAAAGACCGUUGCCAUGCACGUGGAGGACCCCAGAUUCGUAGUGGCUGUAACUGCAUUAACUGCCGCCUACUGCCUCUAUGAAAAUUUUAGAGGAGGUAAUGGGCCGGUAACUCUCUCGAAAAUUCAUCCGGUCCAGGCCAUCCAGCUGGUCCAGGACAUCCACCUGGUCCAGGACAUUCACCUGGUCCAGGACAUCCACUUGGUCCAGGACAUCCACCUGGUCCGGGACAUCCACCUGGUCCAGAACAUCCACCUGGUCCAGAACAUCCACCCGACGCAGAGUAUCCAAAAACGUCGGAACAGCGGCAAUGCGAGCAAGAAGUGCAAGAGCGCAAGCGAAAAGAGGAACGCCGGCAACAACAAAAGGAGCAACGGGUACUAA